Tupaia belangeri chinensis (Chinese tree shrew) is the source of this 1109-nucleotide messenger RNA. It is a transcript of the gene PNPLA4, whose product is annotated as patatin like domain 4, phospholipase and triacylglycerol lipase. The coding region runs from base 222 to 1058 and encodes 278 amino acids. NCBI's taxonomy places the organism in Eukaryota, Metazoa, Chordata, Mammalia, Scandentia, Tupaiidae. Gene Ontology annotation, biological process: triglyceride catabolic process; lipid homeostasis. Gene Ontology annotation, cellular component: lipid droplet; cytoplasm; membrane. The record is from RefSeq and is a predicted model, not a curated record. The transcript has 7 exons. Gene Ontology annotation, molecular function: retinyl-palmitate esterase activity; triacylglycerol lipase activity.
GCUAGUCCCGCGGGGCCGUGCUAAAGGGCACACUGGGAUUAAAUUGACUCCUUUAAGUAUCUGACGAUAGCGAGCCUCUAGACGAGAGCCUGGUGCCUCGCCCAUGCUCGGAAACACUCCGGUGGAGGGGCCCAGACACCGAGCGGACACCGCCAUGUUGAGUCCUGCGAUUUAAAUAGAGUAGGCGGAGUCUGGCUAGGUCAUGCCCCCGCGGCGGCGCGAUGACGUCACAGAUCCGCGCUGGGAGGCGGCCGGAGCCACUGCCGCAGGACCUUCCUGGGCGGGCGCAGGCUGGAAUGAAGCACAUCAAUUUGUCGUUUGCAGCAUGUGGGUUUCUGGGCAUUUACCACUUGGGGGCAGCAUCGGCUUUUUGCACACAUGGUGCAAAGCUCCUGAACCGUGUUAAGGCCUUUGCUGGGGCAUCUGCAGGAUCCUUGGUUGCUUCUGUCUUGCUAACAGCACCAGAAAAAAUAGAGGAAUGUAACCAGUUUACGUAUAAGUUUGCUGAAGAAACGAGAAAGCAGUCUUUGGGUGCAGUGACGCCUGGCUAUGACUUCAUGGCCCGAUUGAGAAGCGGAAUGGAAUCGAUUCUUCCUUCCAACGCGCAUGAGCUGGCCCAGAAUCGACUGCACGUAUCCAUCACCAACACCAAAACCAGAGAAAAUUACUUGGUUUCCGAGUUUUCCUCCAGGGAAGACCUCAUUAAGGUUCUCCUAGCCAGCAGUUUCGUGCCCAUUUAUGCAGGGCUGACGCCUGUCGAAUACAAGGGGCAGAAGUGGGUGGACGGAGGCCUCACCAAUAGCCUGCCUAUCCUGCCGAUAGGCCGGACGGUGACCAUCUCCCCAUUCAGCGGACGACUGGACAUCUCCCCACAGGACAAAGGGCAGCUGGACCUGUAUGUGAAUAUCGCCAACCAGGAUAUAAUGUUGUCCGUGGCAAACCUGGUGAGGCUCAACCAUGCCCUGUUCCCGCCCAGCAAGAGGAAAAUGGAAUCCCUGUAUCAGUGUGGUUUUAAUGACGCCAUUAAGUUUUUACUUAAAGAAAAUUGGUUUGAAUAAAAUGCUUGGGUUUAUAAUGCAAAACUGGUUUCACACUGUCUCUCGUGGAGC